GAGCGCAAACCGUUCAUACCCCGGGAGACGGUGACUGACAGACUCUCCGCGAGCCUCCACAUAUAAGAGAGGGGGAGGAGGGAGCCUCAGCCACUUCUGAGCCUUUGCGUCUCCAGGCUGCGGAUGGAGUGAGCCGAACGUGUACUUCAGCGUUUUUUUACGCGCGGCAUUUGCGGGAAAUCCCACCACUUUCAUUCAUUUUUCAUCCUGGGCGUAAAACCGUCAAAUGAAUUAUUUUUCGAUUUGAACAUUCCUAUUUUGUUUCCUUGUUUGUGGAUGUCUAUCAAGAGUUUGUACUGAUCAAUAAAAUCAGGAGAAAUGAUACUCAGGAGCAGUCUCUUCUUGUUGCUCUUAUCUACAUUCCAUCAAGUAGCACCCCAAGAUGGAGAGCAGGAGGAUGAGAUGUCAUUUGACUUGUUUGAAAUAAGCCACAUCACACGCAAGACUCUGGGAGCCAAGCAGUUCCGGGGCCAGAACCUAGAUGCCCCAGCCUACCGCUUCAUACGCUUCGACCACCUGCCUCCAGUCAGCACCCCUAUACUUAAACAAAUCCUACGACAGAUCCAAAACAACGAAGGCUUCGUGUUUGUCGCCAGCAUCCGCCAGGAUCGAGGCUCUCGUGGCACCCUGAUCGGUCUGGACGGCCCUGAUGGUCGAAGGCAGUUUGAGAUCGUAUCUGACGGACGAGCCAACACCCUGGAUCUGGUGUACUGGGUGGACGGCUCGAGGAACGUAUUCUCGUUUGAGGAUGUGGACCUGUCAGACUCUCAGUGGAAGAAUGUCACCCUUCACAUCCACGGGGAGAAUGCAAACCUGUUUGUGGGCUGCAGCCUGAUCGACAGCUUCAUCUUGGACGAGCCUUUCUAUGAAAAUCUGCGAGCGGAGGGAAGCCGGAUGUUUGUGGCAAAGGGAUCCACACGGGAGAGCCACUUUAGGGGCCUUCUUCAGAAUGUGCAUUUCCUCUUCGACACCUCAAUGGAAGACAUCCUCCUGAGCAGAGACUGUGAGGUUGAGAAACAAGACACUGACAAUAUUGUGAGCGAGAGCACAGAGAUUGUAGAUGUGAGGCCUUCCACCACUACAAACAUCAUAGGUCAGAAGACAGAUGACCUGGGCACAGAUAUGUGUGAACGCUCAUGUGAGGAACUUAGCACCAUGUUCCAGGAGCUCAAAGGCCUGCGUGUCGUUGUUAGCAAUCUUAUUGACGGCUUGCAAAAAGUGACAGAGGAGAACACAGUCAUGAAGGAGGCCCUGGGGAGAAUGAAGGACUCAAAGGAGAAAAACAUGUGCUGGCAGGAUGGACGUCUGUUCGAAGACAAGGAGGACUGGGUUGUAGACAGCUGCACCAAAUGUACCUGCCAGGAGUCCAAGAUUGUGUGCCAUCAGAUUACGUGUCCACCUGUGGCUUGUGCCAGCCCUUCGUUAAUAGAUGGAGAGUGCUGCCCUGUGUGCAUGCCUAAAGACAGCGAGGAUGGCUGGUCCCCUUGGUCAGAAUGGACCGAAUGCACAGUCACUUGUGGGAUAGGAACUCAGCAGAGGGGCCGGUCAUGUGAUGCAACCAGCAACCCCUGCAGCGGACCUUCUAUCCAGACCCGAAAAUGUAGCCUGGGCAGGUGCGACAGCCGGGUCCGCCAAGAUGGAGGGUGGAGUUUAUGGUCACCAUGGUCGUCUUGCUCUGUGACGUGUGGAGAAGGACAGAUCACCAGAAUACGACACUGCAAUGCUCCUGUGCCCCAGCUGGGGGGCAAAGACUGCGCGGGAAGUGGAAGAGAGACUCAGAAGUGCAUCGCCGAACCGUGUCCAAUUGAUGGUGCUUGGGGCCCCUGGUCUCCCUGGGCAACUUGUUCUGCGACAUGUGGAGGAGGGGUCAAAAGUCGUUCACGGGAGUGUAACAGCCCUCGACCUCAGUAUGGUGGGAAGAAGUGUAUUGGGGAGCCUAAUGACAGUGACAGCUGUAACAAGGAGGAUUGCCCCAUCGAUGGCUGCCUGUUUAACCCUUGCUUUGGUGGAGUUGACUGCAGCAGCUCCCCAGAUGGAUCUUGGGAGUGUGGCCCAUGUCCUGCUGGUUUCCGUGGAAAUGGUACCCACUGUGAGGAUAUCAAUGAGUGUGACAUGGUGUCUGAUGUUUGCUAUAAAGUGAGUGGAACGCAGCGAUGCGUCAACACUGAUCCAGGUUUCCACUGUCUGCCCUGUCCGAAGCGUUACAAAGGCACACAGCCUUAUGGGAUGGGGAUUGAAGCAGCCAAGAGGAACAAACAAGUAUGUGAACCAGAGAACCCAUGUAAAGAAAAAACUCACAGCUGUCACAAAUAUGCCGAAUGCAUCUACAUCAGCCACUUCAGCGACCCAAUGUACAAGUGUGAGUGUCGCACUGGCUAUGCUGGAGAUGGCUUCAUUUGUGGUGAAGACUCAGAUUUGGAUGGGUGGCCCAAUCAGAACCUUGUGUGCGAUGCCAAUGCUACUUAUCACUGUAAAAAGGAUAACUGCCCCAAUCUACCAAACUCUGGGCAAGAAGACUUUGACAAAGAUGGUCAAGGAGAUGCUUGUGAUAAAGAUGAUGAUAAUGAUGGAAUUCUGGAUGAUAGGGACAACUGUCCCCUUUUGUACAAUCCUCGCCAGUUUGACUUUGAUAAAGACGAUGUUGGUGAUCGUUGUGACAACUGUCCUUAUGAGCACAACCCUGCUCAAAUAGACACAGACCACAACGGUGAAGGCGAUGCCUGUGCGGUGGAUAUUGAUGGAGAUGAAAUUCUUAAUGAGAAUGACAACUGUCCCUAUGUGUACAACACUGACCAGAAGGACACAGACAUGGAUGGAGUCGGUGACCAAUGUGACAAUUGUCCCUUGCUUCACAACCCAGACCAGACUGACGUGGACAAUGACCUGGUUGGAGAUCAGUGUGAUAAUAACCAGGACAUUGAUGAAGACGGUUAUCAAAACAACUUAGACAACUGCCCUUAUGUGGCCAAUGCCAACCAGGCAGACCAUGACAAGGAUGGGAAAGGAGAUGCGUGUGACUAUGACGAUGACAAUGAUGGUAUACCUGAUGAGAAGGACAACUGCAGAUUGACACCCAAUGAAGACCAGUUGGAUUCUGAUGGUGAUGGAAGAGGGGACGCAUGCAAAGAUGAUUUUGAUAACGACAACAUCCCAGAUAUCCUUGAUGUGUGUCCAGAGAACAAUGCCAUUAGUGUGACCGAUUUCAGGAAGUUCCAGAUGGUCCACUUGGAUCCUAAAGGAACCACUCAAAUUGAUCCCAACUGGGUGGUCAGACAUCAGGGCAAAGAGUUAGUUCAGACAGCCAACUCUGACCCAGGCAUCGCAGUAGGUUUUGACGAGUUCAAUGCUGUGGACUUCAGUGGGACGAUGUAUGUGAACACGGACAGAGAUGAUGACUAUGCUGGCUUUGUGUUUGGGUAUCAGUCCAGCGGACGCUUUUACGUGGUAAUGUGGAAGCAGAUUACACAGACUUACUGGGAGGACAAGCCCUCCAAAGCUUUUGGUAUCUCAGGUGUCUCACUCAAAGUUGUCAACUCAACUACGGGAACCGGAGAGAAUCUCCGAAAUGCUUUAUGGCACACGGGCAACACCGCAGGGCAGGUGCGCACUCUGUGGCACGACCCCAAGAAUAUUGGUUGGAAGGAUUACACAGCUUACAGGUGGCAUCUCAUCCAUAGACCGAAAACUGGUUUUAUAAGGGUUGUGGUCUAUGAAGGGAAACAGAUCAUGGCUGACUCGGGACCUGUUUAUGAUAAAACAUUUGCUGGAGGCAGGUUAGGUUUGUUCGUCUUCUCACAAGAGCUGGUCUUCUUCUCCGACCUCAAGUAUGAAUGUAGAGAUAAGCCGCAGUUUCCAGAAGUGUUCACAAGAUAACUGAAUUUAAAGUCGGAAGGAAAAAUGUCACAUGGCUAAAGAUGAGAAUCUCUUUGAAUCGACUUCACGUCAUCGCUGAAGCAACGUAAACAAGACUUUGCAUUCUUGCAUGCUUUAACCAUCGACUGCAGGAUGUCGCAUGGCAGAUUUCAGUUUCCCUGCUGACUUGGACAUUUAUUUUAUGCUGAGAAAGAAAAGAAAAACUGAUGGGAGAGAAUGUUUUUCCAAAAAGUUUUACAGAAUGUCUAACUGAUCACCUGUUUUACAUUUUGAACUCAGUGCGCGUCUUUUCAUUAUAGGAACUUCCGGGUAAUUUUGCCAGAACUUUGCCGCAUACGCGUGUCCUCAUUUCACCAGGCUGGCCCAAAAGGAUUAUUUUCAGGGUCAUUUCAGGGACCAGCCAAGUAUUACUACUGGGGUACUGGGGUAUGUACUUGGAAAUGGCCCGGUAGAGUUGCUGGGUAGGACAACCUUGUGCUGAUUGGUUGUAACUCAGUAGGAAGUUAUAUCAGCAGAUGUCACUAAACAGCCGCCAUUUAUGAAAUUGGAAGAGUUGCUGGUGAAACAGAGUGGAAAGAAGGAAGCACAGUCAGAAUUCAUUUUGCUUUAAAAUUGCCUCUUUGAACUCCCGAUACCCAAAAAUUCAGUGCAAAUCCUCCCACAACGCCAUAAUUUUGGCUGCUUUGUAUUCCCUACAGAGCACUGUAAAAAGCAGCACUUAUUCUGGUACCUGAAUGUUGCAUUUUUCAUCACACUGCAGCGCUACCUGUUCCACAGAAUGGAGUAAAUUAUGUUGUACUUUGCAGAAUAACCAUUUUUAAAUGUUAUUAAUUCCUGCAAAGGACUUUUGGCACUGAUCAGUGACAUCAGCCACUGCUGAGACCGUCACGACAGGGAGCCUAAGUUUCCUCCCUUUCUGGUCGGCUCAUGGGUUUCCGGAAGAAAGAAAAAAAAAUGAAUGCAAGUCAACUUGGCUAAAAACGCUAUUUUCUAACCCGCUUUGCCUUACGCCCUGGAUCACACAUAUGUUGUACUGUGAUUUAAAUGAAAAGUAAGGAUGGGUGUUUCGACCCCGCCAGUCACGCACUUUGAGAUUUAUCAGCUUGUAAAAGUUCGUAAUUAGCACGACUACACACCAGAAAUCGGCACGUCACCACAGAAUCUCCUCUCCCCAAAGUAGCUGCUACUUACCAGAUGGCCAGAUUUAUGGUGGUUCUUUCCUCCUGUGGAUAGUUCGCUGAACUUACAGCCCUUCUCCCUCAGUUUUCUCCAUGUCUGGUUCCAUGACGUCACUUUCGUGAAGCACAUUUGUAGUCCUGGACUUAUUUUCACACAAAACAUAAAAUAGCAUUUCCCCCGUUAGAAAAAAAGUGUGUUCUUGGUAUCAAAAUGUGUCUUUAAAAUUCACGGACAUCAUAUGUGAAAUCCAUGGCACAAAACAAGCAGUAUUAGAAAAUAGCGUUUUUAGCCCCAUUGACUUGCAUUGAUUUUUUCGUUCUUCCAGGGACCCAUGGUCCGGAAGUAGAUGGGCGUGACUUAGGCUCCCUAUAUGCCGACGUCUUAGCAAAGCCCUUUAGGGCUGAUUUUGUAUGGCUGAGAGGACCGAGCCACUGUAUUUUCCCUGUCACCUUUCCCCGUUCCAGAAAUUUCCCGGGACUGUUGUAGUGGGACCGGCUUUUAUGUGACCACUUACUUGCAAGGGAAUAAGUUUGUGCCUCUCUGCAUUUGUUUAGCAUCAGAAACUCGUGACUUGGUUUUUCUCUGUCUUCAGUCAUCUGUUGACCGAAUAAAAGCACAAAACCUAAAACUAAAGUAAUCAAUUAGUUUUUCCAACGUUCUCCUCAGCCUGUAUGUGUGUUUUUCCAAUGGAGCAACUUGAGUGCCAAAGAUGUUUAUACUAAGUCUGUACCAUAAUUUCUUAUUGUAAAUUAUUUAAGCUUCUCCUGUUUUUGGUUACUUUUUCUUUUUGCUAGUGUUGUAAAUAAUUUAUUUAUUUGUUUACACUGACAUAUAAUUGAAUAUCACGAACAUCAAGGCAUCAUAUGACAUUAUCUUAAGAUUUGAAGUGUUCUGUGUACUUCCUUGUUAGUUUUUUUAAAUCUUUCAGAGACAACAUGUUGUAAAGCUGCUUUAACAAGCAGCAGCUGUUUGUGUAUGAGUCAAAGGAAGACAUUCCUGGUUUAGUUAUAGACAAGGCCUUGGAAUGACGUAUUAAAAGUGUGACUGUAACAUUUUAGGGGUGUCUUUUUCUAAUCGUUCUUUAUUUUAUGAGUUUGCAAAGAGUUCACAAUCAAAACUGGCAGUUUUAUUUUCUUAAAGGCUUGAUUCCUAAUAAAUACUGUGUUGUAUAUAAAUCUGAGAAUUUAAAAUUCAGCAAUAAUAAAAACAAAAAAUCACAUUAAACAUUUUAUAUAAAUACUUUUUCCAUUAUAUGUUGAUUUUAAGUUUAUUUUUGUGACCGUUACAGUGUUGGUCGAUAAAGUUUUCAGAUGAAGGUCUGGAGAGACUUAAGUGUGACUGUAGAGUAAGAGCAUGUUCACGUCCAACGUGAUUUUAACCAGUCUAUAUUUGUGUGUGUGUGUGUGUGGGGGGGGGGGGGUCCCGUAAAACUUUUUUUUCCUGAAGGUUUGUGAUGCACAAAAUGUAAAUUGUUUCCAAAUUUGUGUUGUUAGACACAUUUUCUACAAACACCGUUGGAUUCUGCUGUUUAAUAAACAAUUAAUUUUUACACCA
This is a messenger RNA of Nothobranchius furzeri (turquoise killifish), 6606 nucleotides long. It is a transcript of the gene thbs2a, whose product is annotated as thrombospondin 2a. Gene Ontology annotation, cellular component: extracellular region. Gene Ontology annotation, molecular function: protein binding; calcium ion binding. Gene Ontology annotation, biological process: negative regulation of angiogenesis; cell adhesion. NCBI's taxonomy places the organism in Eukaryota, Metazoa, Chordata, Actinopteri, Cyprinodontiformes, Nothobranchiidae. The record is from RefSeq and is a predicted model, not a curated record.